Nicrophorus vespilloides is the source of this 829-nucleotide messenger RNA. Its product is annotated as chymotrypsin-2-like. The transcript has 3 exons. The record is from RefSeq and is a predicted model, not a curated record. Gene Ontology annotation, biological process: proteolysis. Lineage: Eukaryota; Metazoa; Arthropoda; Insecta; Coleoptera; Silphidae. Bases 41 to 784 code for a protein of 247 amino acids. Gene Ontology annotation, molecular function: serine-type endopeptidase activity.
AAAACGGAGAACUGCGUGCAGUGAUCAAAGCAAUCUGAAAAUGAAGUUCUCUCUGAUCGUUCUGUGUGCAGCAAUCGGCGCUCUCCAAGCAACGCCUGACAAUCGUAUCAUUAACGGCGAGGAGGCCUACGAUGGACAGUUUCCGUACAUCGUUUCCAUCCGCAACGUGCAGGAAGUCAUGCACAUUUGCGGCGCAUCCAUUUUGGACGAGAGCACGAUUUUGACUGCAGCUCACUGCGUCUAUGGAGUUAGUCCCUACGUGAUGACCGUCAUCGCCGGAACAAUUUCCCCCGAUCUCGGCGGUGGUCAGGAGCGUCAGGUGUCUUACUACACCAUCCACGAGUACUACAACCCAUCCAACUUGGACAACGAUAUUGCUAUAAUCAAACUGGAAACUCCGUUGACUAUCGGACCGAACGUGCAGCCAGUUCUUUUGCCAAUCGACAGUAUUGUUGGUAACAUGAAUGUUAUACUCAGCGGCUGGGGAAUGACCAGUUAUCCAGUCGGACAAUCUCCGGAGAUUCUCCAGUUUAUGUACAUGAGAACUGUUGAGUUGGACGAGUGCAGGAAGAGACAUUCCACCAAGGUUUUGGAUUCGCACGUCUGCACUUUCAUCGCUGAUGGACAAGGCGUGUGCCAUGGCGAUUCCGGUGGUCCUCUGGUCGAUACAUACGGAUAUCAAGUUGGAAUCGUAUCUUGGGCCAUCCCGUGCGCUGUCGGUUAUCCCGACGUCUUCACCAGGGUUUACUCCUUCUUGGACUGGAUCCAAACCCAUCGCUACUAAACGCUUGAUAACGACACUUAAUAAAUGACAACAAACUGCAGAGAA